AAAUAAUCGUUGCAUGUAACGCUUACUUGGACACCUACCCAGAGCAUGGACAAAAGUGCCCGGUGUAUGAACUUAUCUCUAGAGAAGUCCUUGAUCACUUGAGUCUGAGAGUGUGACUUAAAUGCAUGUUAUGUGAUGAGAAUUUGCCAGUUUUGAAAGAGUUAUAGGGUUGUGACUGUUCAUUUGGUAAUUUUACCUGCACUUUCCCAUUUGCUUUUACCUCAACUGCUGCAUUGGCUCUCUCAUAAGGUUUGUUCUCUUCUCUUUGCUCCAAUCUACCUUUCCUUCUAUGUAGAAUCUGUACAUAGCUGCAUUUUUACAGGGUUUUUUUUGUAACAUCCUUGUUUCAAGCUUCUAAGGUCCGGUUGGCGGGGCUUUCCCGUCCCGUGUUAUUUUUCUUAUUUGGUUUACAGUAAUUUUUCAUUUGCCUGUAUCCUUUAUAACCAUCCUUGCUUCAAAUUUUGAAAGUACAAAAAUUUACUUGUGCUGCAAAAGGAAAAAGAGGGAAGGAAGACUACCAUUUGGCUAUGUAGCAUUCUUUCCUAUUCUCCUCUCCUUUUGCAUGUACAUAUUAACACUGGAUCCUCAAUGUGGGAAUUUGAAAUUGAGUAUUGAAUUGAGGAAAUCAAAAUAGGAUGUGGGAAAAGCCAGCAGGAAUGCUUCUUCAGGAAGCACUUAUGCAAACAAGCGUUUUUGCUAUUCAAAUUUGAAUUAAAGUCUUAAAUGUUCUUUGAAAAUGCUUUUAAUAAACUAGAAACACUGUUUAUUUUUUCUGUCAAAAGUUGCCAAAUAGCGUUUUUUUGGCUAUUUCACGGCAUUUUUAGCCUUUUUGAAAGCACUUCUAGACAGAUAUCUUUAGAAAACAAGAGUUGCGGUUAUUUCAAUAAAUUAUCGGGGCAAAAAUUUCAUGUUCUACUUUUUAUCAUAAGGAAAUAUGUUUCAGGCCGUUAUUGUUGACAGAAAAGAAAAGAAAAAAAAAAAUUUACCUUGCAAACCUUAUCUCUUUGUUUAGGUGGUGCUUCAAAAAUCACGUUUAUAUCUAAGCACUUUUGCUAGGAGUACGUUGAAAUUUAAUUAAAAUCUGAAAAGUACUUGUAACAUGCUUGUGUAAUCUAAAUGUACGUCAAACAGGGACAAAAAUGCUUUUUGCAAUAAAUCAUCUUGGUGAAAAGUUCUAGUUCUACUUUUCAUCAGAAGGAAAUUUGUUUCAAACCAUUGUUGUUUGAAAAAAGUAGAAAUAUUUUCACCUUGCCAAAACCUUCUCUUUGUGGUAAAACUAGCAAAGAAAGUGACGUCAUCAGUGAUGAGCUGUAAAAUAUUUUGGCGAUGAUGCUGACGUGGGGCAUCCGUUACAAAUGAAUUGGUAUUUUGCAUUUACCGAAUUACCAAACUAUUCAUUUGUUGUUUUCCUCCCCCUUUAGCAGUUAAAUUAUUAACCUAUUAACACUAUCAUUUAUAAAUAAAAUAAAAAAAUGUUUUCAUGUUCUUGAAUUUCUUAUAAAAGCUGAUAUCUAAAUAGUACAGAAAAUUAGAAGCGAAUUACAUACAAAAACUGAUUACAAACUUUUAAUAAAAAAUGAAACUCAAGAACACUAAAUCAUGGUUUAUGUCCGACAUUAUUGUAGGUUUAGUAUGCCUCUGGUUCUAGUUUUGACUAAAAGUUUGUAACCGGCUUUUUGUGCGCAUUUUCUACAUUACAAACAUGGAUUGAAAUUAAAAUGUAUAUGGCACAAUCCAGCUAUGGAAAUAUGGGGGGAAGUGAACUAGUUGAAGGGAGAAGGAAGAGUGCCCGAAUAUCGGCAUUGAAGGAGGCUAAGAAGAACAAAGAAAUCCCCAAAUCCAAAACUAAUGUCGGUAGCGAGAACGGUAAGACACCUGUUGCAGCAAAAGCAGCAGCUUCUGGUUCCAAGAGGGGCCGAAAGCGCAAAAAACUUGAAGAUGUAGUUCUAUCUUCUCAACAGGUCGUUCUGUCCCUGCCUUACUCUUACAUUAUGUAUUGACAUAAAUUCUCUGUAGUGUAUCAGUAACACAUCGGUACUUGUUGACAAUGAUAUCGACACCAUAACGAUACAAUAUGGAUAGUUCGUUCUCUAAUAAAUAAACAAUGUUCGCUUAAGUGAAGAACUGACUUAUAUAUGUGCAUGCAUAAAUUGGAACUCUAGUUUAUCUUGGAUACUUAUUUCAGCGGCAGGGUCCUUUCCAAAAGUUGCGGCUCAGCAAUCCUUCCCUUCUCAUUUGCCGUUGCAUGCAAGUUUUUGAAGACCGAAUACAUGAUGUCGACGCGAGCAAGAUCAAUCAACUGUUAUCUACGCCAGUGGCGGUGAAACAAGUAUGCGAGUACAUCCUUAAUACGUUACAAAGGUGUGUGCACAUUGUUUUCUUUCUUCUGGAAUGCUUGAAUUACUAGUUGGAAAAUUACUCAAGGACGUGGAUUGUUUAAGCACGUAUGGCAUGGUUUUUUAACCUAAUGUGUCUGCUUUACAUAGGAGGGAUACACUUGAUGUAUUUGCUCAGCCUGUUGACCCUAAAAAGGUAAUAACCUAUUACACAACCAUAAAAAAGCCAAUGGAUUUUGGCACCCUUAGAGAUAAACUUCAUGCAGAAAUGUAUGCAACCCUGCAACAAUUCAAGCGUGAUGUGCUGCUGAUACCCAAAAAUGCAAUUCACUUCAACGGAAAAGCCACCAUAUAUUACCAAGAGGCUCAAGGUAUAAAAGAUCUUGCCAACGAACUUUUCAGAACUCUGAGAUAUGAUCGAAGGCGUUUUCUGUUAAAAUAUUACUUCCAUGAAAUACUCUGCCCUGAUGGGAAUGGUGGAGAUAUACACUCAAAGUUUCUUGAACCAACUGGGAAGCCAAAGUUUUUUGAACCAACUGGCAAACCACAGCGCUUGUGUGGCUCAUCUCUCAGAAGAGAAAAACAAGCUGAUCCAAAUCCUGGAAUGAGAAAUGGUAGGGGCUCAAAUUUAGCCGAAGUGCAGAGCCGUUACAGUUAUUGUACGCCUUCCAAUGAGAAUGAAUCUUUAAUCUCAGCUGUCUACAACGCCCCCAGCAAAUUACUUGCCCAUAUUGAUGCUGGUUUCGGAUACAAAGAAAGUCUCAUAUGGUUCAUUAAAAAUUUGGGGCCAACAGCUCAAAUGGUUGCUAAGAAGAAAUUAGAAAGUCUACUUGCAGCUCAGCAUUGCCAGCCCCAGGCAACCCCUCCAAUUCAGAACCAAAAUUAUCCAGCUUUCGCCCUAUCUGCAUCACCAGCACUUGGUCAUCCUAUCGGUGUUAAUAGUUCUCAAAUGGCUCAUAUGCAACAUAAUUGCCUGGAUAACUUGCCAAGGGAUGUGAAUGCUUCUUAUUUCCAUGGCGAUGCUUCUGCACAAGGAUAUGCCCCGGUUAGAGCCAGUGUAUGCAUCAAUGAGGGUGCUUACAAGGGAAAGAUGAAUGCAGCCGACACAUCCAGAUUAGGCAUGGAGGGUAAUGUCAUUGACCCGAAAGGGAAAGCACCCGAGGAACAAGAUACUUCUGACAAAACUUUCCCGAAACGGAUGGCUAUUGACAUAAACAAAACCAUGGACUUCACCAGUCUUCCCAAUGGCAUAAGACUUCACGGGAGCAACAUUGAAGGCAGGCCUCAUCAAUAUCAGAACGGAAACGUUCAGUUGGGGUCGCACAUUUGCGUUGUUAGAGAUUUGGGUGGUCCUGGGACAAAAAGCAUAAAGUUUAGGACUGUGGAUAUGCUAGCAGAACGUAACAAUGUAGGAAACCUGCUGCAGCAGCUUCCGCAAGCUCCGAUGUCUAGGACUGCAUCAAAUCAGUCGAGGCUGCAAGAGAUCACGUCGAAAACUAACACCUAUCUGAGGCCUUCACCCGCUCCUGAGCUGUCGAGUUUGAUCCAGGCAACAACUUGCUUCAAUGGUUCCGACACGCAACUCAAUAGAAACUAUGCAGCUAACUCUUUUCGUGCAGGUCAGCUUCCUCAAAUGAAUAACUAUAUAGCUAACCCUGCACAGGCAGGUCAGCUCAAGCCUCAUCCCAAUGCGGCGCAAGGUGUGCAAGAAAUGAGUAGCUUUCCGAGCAUGAAACUGAAGCUUGGUGAGGAUCAUAGUGCAAUGGCAAAGGGUGGCAUGUAUAUGAGGAGAGAACAAGGGGAGGUGUCGCUGGCGGCUCGGGGAAUUAUGAAGCCUCCUCCCUUGUACAAUGCAUUUGGUAGCCAUGAAAGAGCUUCUACUCAAUGGUACCAAAAGGAGCCUACUCCUGAAUCUUUUCUGCCCUGGCAGGUGGACUCUCAGCAGCCUAACUUGGCUCUUCAGCUGUGAGUUGAGUGAGCUAAGGGAGGGGCUCCUUUGAACUUUCAUCCCAUGCAUGUUGAUCAAAUGGACUUGUUUUGUAUUUCUCUUUUCAAUGUCCUUUGCCUUGUCCUAAGUUCACAGACGGUUUUAUGUUU
Molecule: messenger RNA, 4433 nt
Organism: Pyrus x bretschneideri (Chinese white pear)
Lineage: Eukaryota; Viridiplantae; Streptophyta; Magnoliopsida; Rosales; Rosaceae
Exons: 7
Coding region: 2566-4305 (579 amino acids)
Molecular function (GO): protein binding
Source: RefSeq, a predicted model, not a curated record